AUGCCCAGCAUCGGUUACGGGAGCAACGAGAAAACAAAACGCGUGCUGCCCAGUGCCUCCCGGAAGUUCCUGGUCCACAACGUCAAGGGGCUGGCAGUGCAGCUGGUGUGCAAGCCCGGUCUGGCCCCGAAGCUGCGGCGGGCAGGCACCACACUGCUCAAGGUGCCGCUGAUGCUCGCCUUCCUCUACCUCUUCGUCUGCUCCCUGGACGUGCUCAGCUCAGCCUUCCAGCUGGCCGGAGGGAAGGUGGCCGGCGACAUCUUCAAGGACAACGCCAUCCUGUCCAACCCGGUGGCGGGGCUGGUGGUGGGGAUCCUGGUGACGGUGCUUGUGCAGAGUUCCAGCACCUCCACCUCCAUCAUCGUCAGCAUGGUCUCCUCGGGCCUGCUGGAGGUGAGCUCGGCCAUCCCCAUCAUCAUGGGCUCCAACAUCGGCACCUCUGUCACCAACACCAUCGUGGCCCUGAUGCAGGCGGGGGACAGGACUGACUUCCGGCGGGCCUUCGCAGGGGCCACGGUGCACGACUGCUUUAACUGGCUGUCGGUUCUGGUCCUGCUGCCCCUGGAGGCCGCCACCGGCUACCUGCACCACGUCACUGGACUCGUGGUGGCCUUCUUCAACAUCCGGGGUGGCCGCGAUGCCCCGGACCUGCUCAAGAUCAUCACGGAGCCCUUCACGAAGCUCAUCAUCCAGCUGGACAAGUCCGUGAUCACCAGCAUCGCCACUGGGGACGAGUCCUUGAGGAACCACAGUCUCAUCCGGAUCUGGUGCCACCCAGACCCCGUGGAGGCUCCCGCCUCCAUGUCCAGGGCAGAGGCCAACACCAGCCAGACCCUUGGAAACGCCACCAUGGAGAAAUGCAGCCACCUCUUCGUGGACACGGGGCUGCCCGACCUGGCCGUGGGGCUCAUCCUGCUGGCGGGCUCCCUGGUGCUCCUGUGCACCUGCCUCAUUCUGCUUGUCAAGACACUCAACUCCCUGCUCAAGGGCCAGGUGGCCAAGGUCGUCCAGAAGGUCAUCAACACUGACUUCCCUGCCCCCUUCACCUGGGUCACGGGUUACUUUGCCAUGGUGGUGGGUGCUGGCAUGACCUUUGUCGUCCAGAGCAGUUCUGUGUUCACCUCGGCCAUCACCCCACUCAUUGGCCUGGGCGUGAUCAGCAUCGAGCGUGCCUACCCCCUCACCCUGGGCUCCAACAUCGGCACCACCACCACAGCCAUCCUGGCUGCCCUGGCCAGCCCCAGGGAGAAGCUAUCCAGCGCGUUCCAGAUUGCCCUCUGCCACUUCUUCUUCAACAUCUCGGGCAUCCUUCUGUGGUACCCCGUGCCCUGCACGCGCUUGCCCAUCCGCAUGGCCAAGGCGCUGGGCAAACGCACCGCCAAGUACCGCUGGUUCGCCGUCCUCUACCUCCUCGUGUGCUUCCUGCUGCUGCCCUCGCUGGUGUUUGGCAUCUCCAUGGCGGGCUGGCAGGCCAUGGUGGGGGUGGGCACGCCCUUCGGGGCCCUGCUGGCCUUCGUGGCACUCGUCAGUGUUCUGCAGAGCCGGAGCCCUGGGCGCCUGCCCAGGUGGCUGCAGACAUGGGACUUCCUGCCAUGCUGGAUGCACUCGUUGCAACCCCUGGACCGCCUGAUCGCCCGUGCCACGCUGUGCUACGCCAGACCUGAGCCCCGCUCACCUCCACUGCCCGCCAGGGUUUUCCUGGAGGAGCUGCCCCCCGCCACACCCUCCCCCCGCCUGGCACUGCCCGCUCACCACAACGCCACCCGGCUCUAGGCUGCAGGUCGAGAUGACCGCCUGGAGCGGGAAAGGGCCCGUGCAGGGAGCCUGGGGAGAAAGGGGGUGUGUGUGUGUGGUGUGUGUGUGUGUCUAUGCCACCCGAGUACCAGCAUCCUUAUGCAGGUACACAGCAGUCUGGGCUUGUGCGACGGAGCCAGCGUGCAUGCAAGCAUGGGUAUGUUCUAGAGCGAGUCUGGGUCCACCUGUCCACUUGUAGAAGCUUGUAUUUGUGUAUAAGUGUGCCAGCCCAUGCACGUGUUCAGACACACCCGUGGAGGCUGUGUACGGGUUACAGGGCACCCGGGUAUGAGUUCAGAUCUUUGCACGUGUACACACGACCACAGCGGGCAGGAAUGAGGGUGGGCCUGAAUGCGUGACCGUGCGGCUGCCUGCUUGUGCAUAGAUGUGGGUGCUGGGACCACUGAAUCCCCCCCCCACCACCCUCCAUCCUUCAUGGUGCCAGCCUCCUCGUCCUCACCCAGGUCUUCACCACCACCACAAACCCCUUGCUAACACUGCUGAAGAAGAAGAAGGAAUUAAACUCUCCUUAGGCA
This is a messenger RNA of Carlito syrichta (Philippine tarsier), 2330 nucleotides long. RefSeq names its product sodium-dependent phosphate transport protein 2A. Gene Ontology annotation, molecular function: structural constituent of ribosome; sodium:phosphate symporter activity. The coding region runs from base 1 to 1773 and encodes 590 amino acids. The transcript has 11 exons. Gene Ontology annotation, cellular component: brush border; vesicle; apical plasma membrane. Lineage: Eukaryota; Metazoa; Chordata; Mammalia; Primates; Tarsiidae. Gene Ontology annotation, biological process: intracellular phosphate ion homeostasis; translation; sodium-dependent phosphate transport. The record is from RefSeq and is a predicted model, not a curated record.